GCCGAGGCGCUGUCAAAUGGCAGAGUGUGAAAAAGUGUAAAAGGCCAAAACCCAGCAAAAUGGAAGCGGAACAGGACAUUGCAAUUUCCACCGUUGUGGUAAACAUUGACAUCGUCGAUCUAUUCGAUUAUGCCCAGGAGAGCCGCCGGACCUGGAUUGAAGGAAACCAAGUCUAUCAGAGCAACCACGUUCUAAUCGUUGGUUGUACCGGCCGUGACGGGAACAAGCUGCAACUGUUUGGGAGCUGCCUACGCGCCUCGAAUCCCAAGGAGCACCCAAGGGAAGUGAACAUUACAACCGCGACAUUAUUUAGAAAUUGGGAAAUUUCGUGUACGUGUCCCGCUGGGAGAUUCAAGUGUAAACAUCAAUGUGCGUGCUUAGUUUAUAUACACAAUAGAAAGGAGCUGGACAUCUUAACCCGGACGGAAGUCAAACAACAAUGGGGGAAGGUCGCGAAGAAUCAGUCAAGCAUUCUUUACGAGCCAAUUCCAAUAAAACAUCUGUGUGGCCAGCGGAGCGUAUCUUCCCCAAGCUACGUCGACAACAAUCUCAGUCAGUCAAUCAUGAAUCUGUUUUUGAGUGAAUUGCCCGAUUCCGCUCUUGCCAAGUCGGUAAAAGGACGAGGAAAGAGUCCACGUGAUCGCACAGAUGAUGUCUCCGGUUCAGCAGACUCCAGGCAGGAGCAGAAGUUUGAGUUCCCACCUGUUCUACCAAGGUGGAAUCCUGCUAAGAACGGGGACAACACCGAGGUCGCCGAAGAUCGCAACGAAAUCGUCGAAUACGUACGCCGUAUUUUUGAGCGAAAUAGGCAAACCGAGGUGAAUGGAUUCGUUGGCCCUUUGGCCAGUUCGAAGGAGUAUGAUUACUAUUCUGCUAGGGUUUGCUUAAACACCGAGGAAGCCCUAAGUUUGGCAAAGAUUAAUCAAUCUGAUGAACUAUGGAGGAAAGCCCGUAAAGUGCGAAUCACGGCCAGCGUUUGCUACGAGUUAUACACGUACUACAACAACGACAACGGAACAAGGGACUGGACACAAAAGCUUGGCUCAAUUAUCAAGCCGUUGGAGAAGAAAAUUCCUUCGUUAGCGUAUGGCAAAGCGACUGAACCACUAGCUCUGCAACGAUACAGAGAAAAGAAUUUGCAACAUAAGAUCGCCACAGUGGGACUGGUCGUGGACCCCUCGGUUCCAUUCUUGGGUUGCUCUCCGGACGGCAUUGUUGUCAAUCAAGAUAAACUGCUGGAAAUAAAAUGUCCGACAGCCGGGGACAAGCUGCCACUCAACGCCAUUGUCGGUCAACUAAAAUAUGUUUACCACCGAGACGGAAUUUACCUGUUACGCCCCAAACAUGCAUAUUACGGACAAGUUCAACUUUCAAUGUAUAUUCUUAAAUUAAAAUCAACCGAUUUCGUUAUCUACAGCCGUUUUGAUAACGAUUAUCUUUGUAUUGAAGUAAAUUACGAUGAUAAGUUCGUAAGGGAAUUGAUAUCUGUUCUAAGUAACGUUUAUUUUAAUUUGUUCCUCCCGCUACUAUGCAACUAA
Messenger RNA from Culex pipiens pallens (northern house mosquito), 1538 nucleotides. RefSeq lists its product as uncharacterized. Lineage: Eukaryota; Metazoa; Arthropoda; Insecta; Diptera; Culicidae. The transcript is spliced from 5 exons. Gene Ontology annotation, molecular function: zinc ion binding. The record is from RefSeq and is a predicted model, not a curated record. Bases 60 to 1538 code for a protein of 492 amino acids.